Molecule: messenger RNA, 928 nt
Organism: Cicer arietinum (chickpea)
Lineage: Eukaryota; Viridiplantae; Streptophyta; Magnoliopsida; Fabales; Fabaceae
Product: dirigent protein 19-like
Source: RefSeq, a predicted model, not a curated record
AGUUCUAAUCAUAAUCAUAGCUAAAACAAUUAACAAAACAUAGUUAUGGCAUCCUCAUUACACAACUAUGCUAUUGUUAUUAUUUCACUUUUAGCCAUAAUUCAAUUUAAAUCCACUUCUGGCUCUUCUCAUCAUCACCACAAGCACUUAAAAUCCCUCCACUUUUCACUUUACCAACAUGAGACAAUAAACAAAACAGGGUAUAUUAUAGUGAAUGGUAUUAAAGGAGGAGCUGGAAUAACCCAAACAACAACACCUUUCGGUACUUUGUUUGUGUUUCAAGAUUCUUUGACAUUAACAUCAAAUAGAUCUUCCAAACAUGUUGGAAUUUCUGAAGGGACUUCUAUUACAUCUAGUUUUGAUGGACUUCAGAGCAUUUCAAUUGCAAAGUUUAGUGUUCGGUUGAAGAAUUAUAAAGGGUCUAUUUCUGUUGUUGGGGGGACAAACAAUAUUAAAGCUUCGGAUCAUCCUAUAGUUGGAGGUACUGAGGAUUUCAUGUUUGUGCAAGGCUAUGUUACCUCUUCUCCUGUUGAUCUUAAGGGUAUUACUGUUGUUUACAAGAUUGAGUUUCAUAUUUAUUGGCCUCCUUAUGCAAUUCCAUCCUCAUAAUAAGGUCAUGGACACUUAAAAAGAAAUUAUUUGAAUUUCAUGCGGUGAAAAAAAUCUAGAAUUCACACAUUUAAAAUCUUUUGAGCUGUUUGACCGAUAUAAGACGAUUUAACUCUAGGUCUAAUCUUUUAUGUGUGAAUUUCUUCCUAUUAGUACUAUUUUGUAGUUUACUUUUUGAGGCAAUUUGUAUUUUUUUUCUUAGAUGUUGAAUCUUAUGGUUAAACUUUUGUUGUAUAAAUAUAUGACCAAGCUUUCAUUUUAUCCGUUUGUGAUACUACUUUAAUACACAAAUGAAGAUUUGGCAUAUAUUUUUGUUUUU